Molecule: messenger RNA, 861 nt
Organism: Dentiscutata erythropus
Lineage: Eukaryota; Fungi; Glomeromycota; Glomeromycetes; Diversisporales; Gigasporaceae
Source: the annotation of a GenBank genome assembly
AUGGAAGAAAUUUAUGAAAAAAUAGCUUCAAAACAAAAUGAAUUGAUAUUGUAUUUAGAAAUUACAAACAGACCAAUUGACAAAGUCGCUAAACAUGUUGCUGCUUACCUAAAUAUAGAUCCUUUGAAAUUACUUUUUACAACAGCACAUCCAACAUCCGGUACACCUGAAUGUGUGAUUAAAGGGAAAAACACUCGAACAUUGUCAGAGAUUCUUGAAAAUACAGCGAAUUUUUUGUAUUAUGAGACAUUAGAUAUCAGUAUUAUGGAUUUAGAAACUAAAAUGAUCUUUAAAGUGUUUUGGCUUGGAAAAACUGUAAAAGAAAAGGAAAUGCUUGAAGUUUACCUCCCGAGGGAAUCUAUUGUUAAUGAUGUAUAUGAAGAAAUUUCAAAAAAAUUAAAUUUGACGAUACCCAAUAGUAGGAUAAGAUUGUAUGAUGUUAUGAGUUGCAAAAUUUUAAAUGAAUAUGAAUACAACGAUCCAAUAGAUAAAAUACAGGAACACUUUACAACAUUAUAUGCAGAGGAAAUACCAAAGGAAGAGAUCGAGCUAGGUGCUAAUGAUAGAAUUGUUCAAGUACAUCAUUUUACAAAGGAGCUGUUACGUUUACACGGAAUUCCAUUUAAAUUUGUUAUUAAAGCCGGUGAACUUUUCACUGCGACCAAGUUGCGUCUUCAAACGCGCCUAGGAAUGAAUGAAAAAGAUUUUUCUAAGGUGAAAAUUGCAAUCAUACAGGCUGUAUCAUAUACUAAACCUCAUUAUAUUGAUGAUGAUGGUUUUAUUCUAUCAGAUUAUAAAUGGAUAUCUGGUGAACGUCUAGGUCUUGACUAUGUAGACACACAAGACGUGUCUAAAGAGUAG